AUGGAUCACGAAGACGAAGCACAAGAAUUGUCAGCAGAGGGCGUAAAAGAACGUGAAAGGGUUGAAAAGUCCCAAGGAAAAUCUCGAGAAGAGGAUAUGGUGCACGAGGAAGGUGAUGAAGAGACAAUUACCCAUAAGCACUUUUGGAUCACCGGGCUGCCAGACCUAGAAGAUGCUGAAUUCAGGAAAUUCACUCAUCGAACCUCAAAUGAUGAAACCCAUGAUUCCUCAUUUUAUGAACCAGGGGACGAACAAUGCAGUAUGUGGGAGUCAAAUCCCGACCAUGAAUGCUACUCAUCAUUUGGAGAUGGAAGAACGACAGCAACAGUGAAUGCAUGUGGGCAACUCAUGCAAUUCAGCACUUAUCUUGGCCUGGGAAAAUCUGGCAUGUUUUGUGUAGACCAUGCAACUUUAUCUGAGCCCUACUUCGGUUCUACCAGAGCGGAUGACUUAAAUAACAUGUCCCGAGCCCGCAAUCGAGAUAAAAUGACGUACGGUGUCUGGAUUUGGCUGCAUGAGUUAAUGGAUGAUAGCCUGGUAGCUUCUAAUAUUGAAGCUGAAAAAAUCGAUAAUUCGAUUGGAGUGAUCGUGUCUGUAUUUAUUGACGGCGUUGCCAUUAAAUUCGGCUCGGAUGAGGAAUGGAAUUUAACCAUUGAAAGUAACCAGACUACAGAGGUUGUUGUUGCAUACAAGUUGAUAUAUUCAACAGCAGAAGUUUCGAAGGACUGGAAACAAUUCUUGGUGAAGGCAGAUAAGGCGAAUGUCAGUAGAUUGUUAUCGAAUGAGUUUGAUUUAACACAAUAUCGUUCAUUAUCACUUUUCAGCGUCGGGGAGUUCAUAUCCGAUGUCUCUCCUAAGGAAUCUACGGCGUGGGAUGCACUCAAGAGUAAUUUUGACUUCAUCUUCCAACGGCAUUUGGAACAUCUUCUCACUGUCUGUGCGAUUCCCGUUACCUCGUGUCAAGGUAGCAUUAACACGCCUGUUGUAGCCUUAACGUGUGGAGAUAUAUCUACUCAUCGGUUCUGUGUCUCAGCUAGUCUCUUUGCGUUUUUGUUCCUUCUCCAAGUGGACUCUCAUCUACGAUCAAUCGAGUCACCUGACGAAAUAUACGUUUUAUCACUUCGAGAGAGAAUAAAAAAAGUAUGUGAAGGACAUUUGAUGUGGGUAAACAGUGUAGCUUUGUCAAAAGAUGGACUUUUUGAGUUUGAAUACAUGGUCAAUGGGAGAUUACCGGUCUACAGACGAAUGGUCCAACCUAAGCCAUCAAAGACCCUUCUUAAAAACACAGCAUUUCAGAUCAUAAAAGCAGGAAAAUUCGCCAAUCGUUACAGUAAAGACUCCUCCAAGAACGAGUGGCAACUUGCUCGUAAGGUCGUCAAGCGGCGAGAAGUUGUACAACGAUUCACCGUCCACAAUCAAAAUUAUCAGUCCAUCAAGAGAAUGCUAGCAGUUACGAGAUCCAUGCAGGAAUCCAGAUUCUUGUUUCAUGCGCGGGAUACCGCGCUCUUCUAUAACAUCGACCGAAUGGAAUGGAAAGGGACGCAAUUUAUUGAGCUGUUGAAAAAUACCAUUGACUCGCAACCACAUCAUGUAGAUAAUGGAGACCCUAGCUGGGACAAUACACUUCGCUAUGCUCUAGCUAUACUUAUUGGUACUUACGUAUACAAAAUUAAUGCAGAGCCUUCAUUUGAAUUGGUCGAAUCAUCUAUCGAGGUCCUUUUCGGAAGUUUUAGUUCCAAUGGGUUUGUCUCGGGGCGGAUCGAUAAGAACACGAAGGAGCAGGUUUUAUUCGAAGACGAAAAUUACGAAGACUCCUAUUAUCGCGCUAGUUUUAAGAUACCAUAUAUUCUUUUUCAAUACGCUACCAUAAUUUACAAACUUAUUCUGUUCCAGCUCACCCCAUCGCCAGCGGCAAUGAGAGACUUGGAUGACAAAUAUAAAGAGCGCUUGAACUUGCUAACAAAUCCGCCACAUUCUGUUGGGCCCAUGAAGCUCUUAAUCAACAAGCUCAAGGCACGACGAGAGAAUUGGGAAAACAACUGGAUAAGAGAGCAGCAAGCGAUAAAGGAAAAUGCACCUGAGGAGAGUGAUGUAGAGAGUGUUUGGUACAACAUAGAGGUUCCUGCACCUUCGCAGUCUUCUUAG
Molecule: messenger RNA, 2145 nt
Organism: Botrytis porri
Lineage: Eukaryota; Fungi; Ascomycota; Leotiomycetes; Helotiales; Sclerotiniaceae
Exons: 6
Coding region: 1-2145 (714 amino acids)
Source: RefSeq, a predicted model, not a curated record